Bursaphelenchus xylophilus (pine wood nematode) is the source of this 2487-nucleotide messenger RNA. The record is from the annotation of a GenBank genome assembly. Lineage: Eukaryota; Metazoa; Nematoda; Chromadorea; Rhabditida; Aphelenchoididae.
AUGAAUUUAAAACCAUUCAAGCAGCCCUCAAUUACGUAUAUGUACAAGGAGAGCAUUGUGUUCAUGAUGACUGUAAUCCCAAUUUCACGGUUCGCAAAUUUACUUACACGUGCCUUGUUUUUUAAAUCCUUUCAUAGUCUUAAGUUUCAAACUGUUGGUUCCACCCGAAUUGAUGUUUUACAAUGAGUUUUUUGAUUGUUAGAAACACAGUUUGUUUACGUUCUUCCGUAAAAAAAGCGUUUGUUUUUCAGAAAAAUGUGGGUUGAGCUUUUGGCCUCCGGAGUCAUUUGCUAUGAGUUGUAUUACCGGCUCGGAGAGGAUCACAAAAGGGUCAAGAGGAUUCUCAAUUUUGUUCUGAAAUUUUUGGCAUUUAUUUUGGUUUAUUGCUUGAUUAUCCAUUAUCUUCACAGCUUGCCAUCGUAUCAUGAUCUGGAGGAGACUUUGGAUACAGUAAGCAUUUAUUGAUUCCCUUAAGAAAAAAAAUAUUUUUUUUCCAAAAUAGGAAACAAGAAGAUAAGAAAAGGAGAAAUUUUCGAACCAAAGAAAACCAAUUACAAUGCCAUAUAACCUUUCUAAAUGUUUACAAAAAAGGAAUUGCAUUGGCCGGGAAUCGAACCCGGGUCGCCCGCGUGGCAGGCGAGCAUUCUACCACUGAACCACCAAUGCACAUCUCAAAGCCGUUUCCAAAAAGGAUAACGCGGUUUGAGACUUCAUCCUAAAAAAUGAAACGCGAUUAUGAACUAAAAAACAAUAAUUUGCGCUGUGUACAGCCAUGUAUUUACAAAAAAAAGGAUUGCAUUGGCCGGGAAUCGAACCCGGGUCGCCCGCGUGGCAGGCGAGCAUUCUACCACUGAACCACCAAUGCACAUUUUAAAGCCGAUUCCAAAAGGAUAAAGCGGUUUGAAACUUCAUUCUAAAAAAAUGAAACGCGAUCAUGAAUUAAAAAAAACAAAAUUACGCUUUAUUUAUUUAUCCAGUAAAAACGCCUUCUCUUUUAGGUCGGGAUGGCGAGGCAUUGGGGAUAUCCAAUAGAAACUCACAUAGCCAGGACAGAAGACGGCUGGCUUCUCGAUCUCCACAGGAUUCCAAACGGAGUUAACGAAAAGUUGAGCAACAAGACAAAGCCCGUGCUCAUAUUGCAACAUGGGAUUCAAUGUUCCAGCGAUAAUUGGAUACUGAAUCUGCCUCAUCAAAGCGCGGGGUUUGUCUUUGCUGACGCUGGAUUUGAUGUUUGGAUGCCAAACUCCAGAGGGAACAUAUAUUCAAGACACGAGAGAUUUGGAAGGGAUGACGAUGAGUUUUGGAAGUUUACGUAAGUUAAGGCGGCAUUUGGAAUAUAGCUUGUAUUUCGGAGGAACCAUCGAAAUUUUAAUGUCAGAAUUUAACGCAAGUUCGCUGCCUUUAGCAAUGGAAUCUUUGUAUUGAGAAUGUGCUAUUUUAUUAAUAAUUUUUAGAUGGGAUAAACAUUAUUUUUCAGUUCCGACGACAUGCAAUUAUACGAUCUCCCCGCCGUCUUUGACAAAAUUGAACAAGUUACCGGCCAGAAGAGUUUCUACUACGCCGGUCACAGCCAAGGCACCUUCAUUAUGUUCUCCCGUCUUUCGUUUGAUCCCAGUUUUUCCAAACGUAUCAAAAAGUUCUUCGCUUUGGCUCCAGGAGCGACGUUCCAAAAUCUGGAAGGUCCUUUUCGGACCGCCUGUCAACUGGAUUCGUCCUCGUUGGGGAACAAGGCCUGGAAUUCCUUUUACGGAAGUCCAUUUGGAAGUGUGCUGAUGUCCAAAAGUUUGAUCGAUACGUUGACAAAAUACACUUGCACCACCGGCUUGCAGCGAUGGUAUUGUGCGCAUGUUUACUAUCAAGUCUUGGGACCCAGUACAACCACAAAUAUUAGCCGGAUGCCUGUUUAUACGACGCAUAUUCCGGCGGGAACUUCAACUGCGAAUGUUCAGAGAUAUUGUCAAUCGCUGAAUUAUGGCGGAAUGAAAUGGUACAGUUAUCCGGACAAAAAGGACAAUUUGAAGAGAUACGGAACCGUAAGGGAUUUGCAAGUUUUAGAAGCUUCAACAUAACUAAUAUAUCUUUUACGUCUUUGGUGCAUGGUCUUUUGCAGUAAUCGCCGAAAAUACAAGCCACAUCAUUCCGAACUUUUUUUGUCAAGCUUGCAAGCUUGAUUUUUUUUGAAAAUUGGGGUCUUUGGCCUUCGUACAUUUAACACACUUCAUCCUAAUGUUUCAGCCCGAUCCUCCGGAGUACAACCUCUCCAAUGUGAACGUCCCUCUCUACAUCUACUCUUCGCCCGAUGACACAGUGACUCAUCCGAAAGACUUGGAUGGAUUUCUAAUCCCAAAGCUCAACAAAACCAUUAUCAAAGAAGACAAUCGAUUCCCCGGCUUCAGUCAUAUGGACUUCUUAUGGGGUCUAAACGCAACAGAACUAGUCUACAGCAAGAUGAUAAAGACAAUUAGGGAAGAUGUAAAAAAUAAUUGA